This is a messenger RNA of Mesoplodon densirostris (Blainville's beaked whale), 1152 nucleotides long. It is a transcript of the gene DLK1, whose product is annotated as delta like non-canonical Notch ligand 1. The transcript has 5 exons. Gene Ontology annotation, cellular component: membrane. Bases 1 to 1152 code for a protein of 383 amino acids. The record is from RefSeq and is a predicted model, not a curated record. Lineage: Eukaryota; Metazoa; Chordata; Mammalia; Artiodactyla; Ziphiidae. Gene Ontology annotation, molecular function: calcium ion binding.
AUGACCGCGACCGCAGCCCUCCUGCCCGUCCUCUUGCUCCUGCUGGCCUUCGGCCGCAGUGCCCAUGGAGCUGAAUGCUUCCCGGCCUGCCACCCGCAAAAUGGAUUCUGCGAGGAUGACAAUGCUUGCAGGUGCCAGCCUGGCUGGCAGGGUCCCCUGUGUGACCAGUGCGUGACCUUUCCCGGCUGUGUUAAUGGAGUCUGUGUGGAGCCCUGGCAGUGCAUUUGCAAGGACGGCUGGGAUGGACAUCUCUGCGACCUAGACAUUCGGGCUUGCACCUCGACCCCCUGUGCCAACAACGGAACCUGUGUGAACCUCGAUAACGGCCAGUACGAGUGUUCCUGCGCCCCUGGAUUCUCAGGAAAGGACUGUCAGAAAAAGGACGGGCCCUGCGUGAUGAAUGGUUCGCCCUGCCAGCACGGAGGCAGCUGCGUGGACGAUGAGGGCUGGGCCUCCCAUGCCUCCUGCCUGUGCCCCCCUGGCUUCUCAGGCAAUUUCUGCGAGAUCGUGACCAACAGCUGCACGCCCAACCCGUGCGAGAACCAGGGCAUCUGCACCGACAUCGGGGGCGACUUCCGCUGCCGCUGCCCCGCCGGCUUCAUGGACAAGACCUGCAGCCGCCCGGUGUCCACCUGCGCCAACGAGCCGUGCCUCAACGGGGGCACCUGCCUGCAGCACUCCCAGGUGAGGUUCGGGUGUCUGUGCAAGCCCGAGUUCACGGGCCCCAUCUGCGGCCGGAAGCGCGCGGUGGGCCCCCAGCAGGUCACCCGUCUGCCCAGCGGUUACGGGCUGACCUACCGCCUGACCCCCGGGGUGCACGAGCUGCCGGUGCCGCAGCCCGAGCACCGCAUCCUGAAGGUGUCCAUGAAGGAGCUCAACAAGAGCACUCCGCUCCUCUCCGAGGGUCAGGCCAUCUGCUUCACCAUCCUGGGCGUGCUCACCAGUCUGGUGGUCCUGGGCACCAUGGGCAUCGUCUUCCUCAACAAGUGCGAGGCCUGGGUGUCCAACCUGCGUUACAACCACAUGCUGCGCAAGAAGAAGAACCUGCUGCUUCACUACAACAGCGGGGAGGACCUGGCCGUCAACAUCAUCUUCCCCGAGAAGGUCGACAUGACCACCUUCAGCAAGGAGGCUGGCGACGAGGAGAUCUAA